Molecule: messenger RNA, 708 nt
Organism: Nicotiana attenuata
Lineage: Eukaryota; Viridiplantae; Streptophyta; Magnoliopsida; Solanales; Solanaceae
Exons: 2
Coding region: 1-708 (235 amino acids)
Molecular function (GO): nucleic acid binding; RNA-DNA hybrid ribonuclease activity
Source: RefSeq, a predicted model, not a curated record
AUGGGAAGAUGUUUUCCGUUUGCACUUUGGUCUAUUUGGAAAAACAGGAACGAAAACAAUGUAAAUAAUACCAACCUUACUAUUAACACCACUAAAGUAUUUCAACAAACACUGAAAUAUCAUUUGCUCACAUCCAAACAUACUACUAGUAAUAUUCCCAUAAAGGUGAAGGUAAAAUGGCAUCCGCCUCCUAGGAAUUGGUACAAGGUCAACUUUGAUGGUGCGUUCAAGAAUGAAAGCCUACAUGGAGGAAUCAGUGGAAUCAUACGCAACAACAAAGGAGAGUGGAUGUUGGGUUACUAUGAGAAGUGUCAAAUUAUAUCACCUAUCCAUGCAGAACUUCUAGCUCUUCGACAGGCACUUCAAACAAUUAUCAGGGAAAAGUUCACACCAUGUGAACUAGAGACAGAUGCCACAGAGGUGAUUCAUUUUUUAGAAGAGGAUUAUCCUACUUACAGCAAUUUAAUUUAUGAAUGCAGGUGCUUAAUGGGGAAGGCAAUGGAGCAGGGGGAGAUCAUAAUGAAGCACAACUUCCGUGAAGGGAAUAUGGUGGCACACAAGAUGGCCAAGGAAGCUCUAAAGUACCCUAGUUAUAAUAUAACCCUUUAUUUUGCUAAACCACCUAACUUUGCAAUAGAUGUGUAUUGUAAGGAUCAGGAAGGCUCUGAGGCAGAUACAUCUGGCUGUCAGACCGGUGCGCGUCCCUGA